Molecule: messenger RNA, 2259 nt
Organism: Fonsecaea multimorphosa CBS 102226
Lineage: Eukaryota; Fungi; Ascomycota; Eurotiomycetes; Chaetothyriales; Herpotrichiellaceae
Exons: 1
Coding region: 1-2259 (752 amino acids)
Cellular component (GO): mitochondrion
Molecular function (GO): ATP hydrolysis activity; ATP binding
Source: RefSeq, a predicted model, not a curated record
AUGCGAAGGUCAUACGUCUGCCUCUUCCGGCAAUCUCUGAAACGUGGCCACCUCAAUCUCAUUCAAAUUCGAAAUGGGACCUUCUACAAGGAACAUCCGUCCGCCGAUCGCCAUGACUCUUCUUCCAAUCCAGCCCUGUUCCCACACCUGACGUUUGAGCUGCCUGCAACGGUCUACGGCAAGGGCCACUCAGGCGAAAGGAAAGAUGAACACUGGGCUGUCAUCAGCGCAUCUGACGGCGCAACGUUUCUCGAGAUCCUGAGGGGUUCCCACAUUUGUUUGCCGCCCAAUGCGAGGUCCUACCCUUACUUAGCCUCCAGCUACAUCGACGACCGGAAGGACCACCGUCUUCGUGUCCCUUCCCGCGCGAUCCAGUAUGUGGGCUUCAACAGCACGAAAGGGCAACCGGCUGGCGGAUCCGGAGGAGUAAGAGGCGCAUACCUGAGUGCUCGCUACGAGAGUCGACGCGAGGAAACAGAUUGGACGGUCCUGCAAUAUCUCAAAGGCGACACAGAACUCAAUCCUGGACAGAGAGCACCAGACGGCGGCGUGGACAGCCGCCUCCUUGACAAGGUUCUCUCCGACUUACGGUUGGAGAAGUUGACAAACAUGCCGGUGAGCAACCUCAGCAAUGGCCAGACAAGACGGGCCAGGAUUGCCAAGGCAUUGCUCGGCAGACCGCUACUUCUCUUGCUCGACGAGCCCUUCAUGGGUCUUGAUCCUCCGACGCUGGUGAAUUUGUCGCCGAUGUUGAAGAAGCUGGCAUAUCAGUCGAGCCCACUUCUCAUGCUCGGACUACGCCCCCAAGAUCCGAUACCAGAUUGGAUAACCCAUCUGGUUGUGCUUGGCCAUAACCAUACCGUGGCAUUGAUGGGUGAGAAGUCAAAAGUAUUGUCCGAUAUGCGCAGGUGGGUGAAUGUGGUUUCCGCCUCGAAUAUCUCCCCUGCAGACCAAAAAGUGGUCGACCAAAUCACAAGGGGAUAUGGCCUUCCGCUGGCUGGCGUCUCGGGCGAUGUUUUGAGUGAGAAAGGUAUAUCAAGACAUCCAGAAACACUUGAAGAGUCCACUCCUGCGCUGGAAGCCCUCGAGGAAGAUGACAACUCUCUCAGGGACGGACUUGAGACAGAGAAGAAUGACCGACAAGAUCUCAGCAAGCUACUUAGACGUGCCUCCGCCGCUGCUCCCACGUCACCCUCGACACCUGCCUCAGAAUCCACAGUAGCCUCCCAAGAGCAAGGGGAGUCCUCGCCAUCCUUACUCGGCGACAGGGACAGGCAACUCGGCGAUCCACUCAUCGAACUCGCGUCCAUUGUCGUUCAAUACGGCUCCAAAACCGUCCUCGGCCACCCUCCCCCACAACCUGGUCAUAGCACUCCGGGUCUAAACAUGACAAUCUACCAAGGCACGCGUCUCGCGCUCCUUGGGCCCAACGGCUCCGGAAAAACCACACUUCUGUCGCUCCUGACUUCCGACCACCCGCAGUCCUACUCCCUGCCGAUAAAGUUCUUUGGUCGCUCGAGACUCCCCGAUCCCGAGCGGGAGAUUCCGGGGCUGAGUCUGUGGGAAAUCCAGAGUCGAAUAGGGCAUUCGUCCCCUGAAAUCCACCAGUUCUUCCCAAAACACCUGACGGUCAGGAGAGUGCUGGAGAGUGCAUGGGCGGAGACCUACGCGGGGAAACCGAACCUCAGCGCGGAACGCAGUGACAUGGUGAAUCGAUUUCUCAGCUGGUGGGAGCCAGAGCUACGACAAGAUUAUACCAUCGAUGCCUCUGCCUCUGGGACUAAUGACUCCGGAUCGUCCGAUCUCAGCUGGGCGAGCGACAAGCAAAGCCACGCGUUCGGUAUCUUGCCGUUUUCCGCACAGCGACUUCUCCUCUUACUUCGCGCUCUCAUCAAGCAGCCGGAUAUUAUCAUCCUCGACGAAGCCUUCUCAGGUCUGUCCGCGGACACAAGGGACAAGGCCAUGUCGUGGCUUGAAUUCGGAGAGCACAAGACACCGCGAAACACAGAAGCACUAAGCCCAUCAGACGCACAAGAAGGAAAGAAUGUCCCGUUGUUGUUCCCGGGUCUCACGCCCUCGCAAGCCCUCGUCGUGGUAAGCCACGUCAAGGAAGAAAUCCCCGACUGCGUGGACGAAUGGCUCCGUCUUCCGGGCGAGGAGGAAGUCGUCGAGAGCAGUAGGGGCGUCGAAGGCGGUCGCACACAAGAGAGGGGGUGGAUCAAAUCCCAGGACGGAUGGAUGAGGGUUUGGGGCCUAUGA